GAAGCUGUCAAAUUGCGCCCAUCAUUCGUUUAGUGCCGUUUUGUGGUAGAAUAUCCAUUCUGAUGCGAAAAGUAAAAUUCUAUCGGGUUCUAUAGAAAACAUAAUUCAAUAUCGGAAGUUUGCAAUAGGAAUUUGACGGAAAUCCGGAUCAGCUGCUUAUGCGAAUGAUUGUGUUUUCUGGCUAGUGGAGAAUGCCUUGAGUGACAAGCAAUCACCAUACACAUACGUGUACCUUCGACGGUGGUGACGAAGGGGGAAAAUUGAAAGCUACUCUUUGCUUUUUAGUGGAAAAACUGCGGCGGUCGCAUUAUUUCUUUGUGCAAUGUUGAUUAAAUGAUACGGAAAACGCGGAUUCUUCUUGGUGUUUCACUGUUCAGUGGAUGACGCGUGCCUCGAUACCAUAAAACGAGUGAUCUCCUCCGAAAUUAUGAAACCCGUUCCCGGCUGCACCUACUGCACUUUGCUGGCGGUUUCGUUGGUGUCCUGUGGUCUUCUAUUUGUACUAGUGGCAUCAGAAUCUACGAAACCACAUGAGCAUCAGGGCAGCUCCGAAGAAUUUUUCAAAUCGCAACAAGAUGAGCAAUUAAAAUUAUCAGUUGUCCCUAAUUCAAACAUCGAUGAUCGAAGACGAGAGAAGGAAGGUUUGUUGGAACCUUCCGAAAACCCUCCAUUACCGGAAACUCAUAGUGCCCAGAGAUUUCGACAUGCCCAUACAGUCAGUGGUGAUUUAGCCGUUGAAGAAGUCUUGAAAAGUGUGAACAAUGUGGGGGUCUCGAGUAAACGAAAGAAGCGAUUGGGGGGCGCUUCAAAGAAGACAAGCUUUCGGAAGAAGGAUAUUCUAACCCAGCAAUCUACUACGGUAGCGGCAGAUGAGCCACCGGAUCUGAAGGAAGUUAUCUUUCUGGAAACCAUUUCGAAGAAUGCUGUUGUCACCAAUAGUGGAUUACAGGAUAUCCCUGGUACGCCGUCGGUGAUCACGCUAGUGGAUCAUCAACACAGCGAACUCAACAUCGAGUCCAAGCUCGAAGAAAACAUCGAGGCUACGCUGAAAAAUAUAAGCCAUCAACUUAUGGACCACGGUGUGGACGUUCAGGAAGACAUCGCUACACCGGAGGGUACCCACAAUCAACCGGAAGCUGACUCGGUUCCGCUUCAUCCGGAUGAUAAGAUAGAUGACUCGGGGGGAGGAGUUGGAGAUCAGCAGCAAACGGAAGGUGUGAUAAUUGAUGUCGAAGCUGAUGUUCAGAAUAUCACCAGCGAGGGUGCCGAGGUUAAUCUGACCGAGGAGAAUCCUAUGCCCGUGUUUUCCGAAUGGGCCCAGAAGCAAAUGGCGGAAGCUGAGAAAAAGUUGGGUGAAAAUGUGAAUGCCUCGGCCAUGAAGCGCAACUCGAAACCGACGAGCAGUAAAAUGCCUUCAUUGAAACCACGAGCGAAAAAUUACGCUGCCCCGGAUUGUGGGGCAAAGAUUAUAGCUUCUAACCCGGAAGCGCAGAGCACCGGUUCCGUGUUAACGGCCCACAAGGAUGAAUAUUUGCUAAAUCCUUGCACCAGCAAAAUAUGGUUCGUGGUGGAACUUUGUGAACCGAUUCAGGCCGAGCGCGUAGAGCUGGCUAAUUUUGAGCUUUUUUCUUCGUCGCCAAAGGAGUUUUCCGUUUCGGUUAGCAACCGAUUCCCAACGAGAGAGUGGUCCAACGUUGGCCAAUUUGUGGCCAAAGACGAACGAGAUGUGCAGAGCUUCAACUUGCAUCCACAUUUGUUCGGGAAGUUUGUUCGUGUUGAAAUUCAUUCACAUUACAACUCCGAACACUACUGUCCAGUUUCCUUAUUCAGGGUUUAUGGAACCUCAGAAUUUGAAGCAUUCGAAACAGAUAACACACCUUCUCUCGGAGAGGAUGGUGAGGACGACGAAGAAGAAAUUACAGCUACCGGCCAGGAAGGGGACUUGAAAAAAGAACUUACCCAAGAAGAGCAAGAUUCAAAAACAAAACAGGGAAAAAAUCCAAACAAUAUUCUUAAAUCAGCCGGUGAAGCCGUUAUGAAUAUUGUCAAAAAGGCUGCGGAAGCCCUCGGCAAGGGUAAUGAACCCGGUCGGUUUGACUCAAAUACACUCUCUCACGAGUCUUUUCUGUACAAUGUAAAAUGCUUCACCGUUAGUUAUCAACCACUGUGCAUUUCUUGCUCACCAGAAGUCAGAGAACGAUUGGAGAUGAUUUUACGAUGCCAGCACAAUAUUGUUAGUACUUUACUGAACGAUAAUCAAAUUAUCCGCUCAUCUUUUGAGAAAAGUCAGCGUAUCCUAUGUGCCAAUUUCUUAGGUUUUCAAUUUGAUGAUACGAAUGAAGAUAGAAACAUCAAUAGCAACGAUAGUAUCCUCAAUUGGUUUCCACCAGAAUACCAAGCAGCAUUUUGCAACAUCAGGGCUUACGAGAAAGGUUUAAUUAAACCCAUUCAGCGAGAUUCUGAAAAAACUACUGCAACAGUUGAACAACCCACGGAUAAAACCGAACCCCUUCAAAACACCCCUGAUAGAUCAUCAUCUGAAGUUAAACUCCUAGGUGAUGAAAAUCAACCAAACACAGUUCAACCGCAACCUCCAGAUGAUACCAAACCCCUUUCUCCUCCGGAAGAUGUAAAUAUUUUCAACCUACCGGAAGAGGCCCGCGUGGAAGGACAGACUACAAUGGGCGAAAAGAAACCCAGUGACAGCAGCACAGCUCCCUCUGUCCCUCCCUCCGGCUCCGGAGACGAAAUCGACCAGCAAGACCCAACCGGUGGAAGUUUGCUAUCGAACGGCAGCGGUGUGGAAGAUAUCGACGAAAUGCUGCUGCUUGGGGGGCAAUCCUCACCUUCGUCGGCCGAAGAUCUGGGUGUGAUUCCCGGGGGUAUACCGACGCUGACCAGCACAACCAGUACCACGCCGAUGCCGCCGGGAGUGGCCGUUCCUCCUGCCAGUGGGGGGACCCCACCGGGACAGAAGGGCCAACCGGAAAGCGUGUUUUUGCGGCUAUCGAAUAGAAUUAAGGCACUGGAACGUAACAUGAGCCUGUCCGGGCAAUACCUAGAGGAGCUAAGCCGGCGCUACCGGAAACAGGUCGAAGAGCUGCAAACAUCGUACGCCAAAACGCUGCAUGACAUUGACGAACAAAACCGGCGGAUGCGCGACAGUGAGCUGAUGCUUCGCGCGGAAAACGAACGCCUGCGAGAGGAUUUCGUCAGCUUUCGGGAAGCCGUACUUGGCUGGAGAAAUCUGUUCAUUGGCCUGGCAAGUUUCACAUUGGUACAGAUUGUGAUUGUGUGCACAGUUUUGCGAAGCUGUAGAAGAACUGUUACGCAGUGUGAUCGUGAAGGGAUCGAAAAAGAAUUAGCACAGUUGAGCACUAGUGGUCAACCUGUGAAGAAGACAAUGCUAAGACGAAAAUCCAUCGAUGGAAUAAUUGGGGUGGGUCAACCAGUAGCAGAUGCUUUGAGGAAAAAGCGUCCCAGUGAGGAAGCAUUGAAUAUCACUGGAACUUAUGAAAAUCUGCUCAUUAACGAAGGCGGAGGGGACGGUGCGAAACCAUCGGAUCGGAAGAAAAGUCGUAAUAAACAUAGGAAAGUAUCUGCUCAUUCGAUGACUGCACAACACAAUGGGAGCGGAUCUACGAAACGAGCUGCCUCGGUAGAGGCUCCCACUUAUGGAAGGCCAGCAAAAACUGAUCUCUUCAGGACUGAUUCAGCUCCCGAACCAAGAAGACAACCUAUCGAAGAUUCUGUCCCGGACGAAACUUCCCGUAUCGAAGAUAUACCCAUCCUUGAAGAUAACGAUGAGUUUAUAAUCCCAUCGGCUUCGGACUUAUCUUACAAUGAAUUCGUCCCGGAUUCCACAUCCGAAACAGUCAAAACGAACGGUCUCCUUUCUUCGUCCUCUUCAAUCGAUUCCAGAUCAACGACGGCUGGCAAAUCGGGCAAGGGACGUCGUCUAUCGUCGCCUGCAUUUUUCAAAUCCUCGCUCCUGCGGUCAAGCAUCAACCGCAAAUCGACCGGGAAGUCCUCCGGUAGCAACAAAAAGUCCUCUCCCAGCCAAAACGUAAGCAGUGCCAGUAGUAACACCAGUAGUAGUGCUAAUAGUAGCGUUAAAAUCGACACUAACCUUCACCCAACCAUCAACAGCAUCACCAAUAAUAGUAGCUUCAACGAAUCGCUGGAGCCACCGGUCGAUUCAAACGAAAACAAAUCAAGCAACGGCUGGGAGUGGUACCGGCUGAAAAAGUCCUCUAGUCAAGACAAGUUCGCUAAGCGUAAAGCGAAAUCCGUCAGUCCCGAGACGGAAAUACUGUUGGCGGCGAAAAACGGGACCACCGCAGACCGCCACGACCUGGAUGCUGCUGCUGGGGUUCGAUUGAAGUCGUCGGUAUCGUACAAUGGCAGCAGUUCCAGUUCCAGUGAGCGCAGCAAACUUACCGCUGGUGGAUCCUCCGGGGGAAGCUUCCGGCGCCUGUUCCGUAAGGUUUUCUAGUUUUCCUGCUGCUGCUGCAACAGGCUGGCUACAGCGCCGAGGCCAAGACGUGUUCAUAGUAAAAGAGAGUGUUGAAGAGAGUGGGAUACGAAAACAAUAGUCAUUUGUUCUGUUCUACGACUUUUGGGGGGCAUAUUGCUAUAAGUACAUGAGACUGACUGAUAGAAAUAGAUCACGAGAAAAGGGAAACUUUUAAAGCGCAUGAACGCAUGGAGUAUGCCAGGUAUUGCAUAACGUUUAGGAAGUGUUUUUUUUUGUUUUUUAGUUAGAAAUUGUAUAGGAAGUAUAUUGGAAUAUAGUCUCUUCAUUUACAAAUAAAAAUAAAAUUAUUAAAUCGAUAAAUUAGAUAAAGCGUGUUGCUAUCGCACUGUGCAUCCGGCUUACACCAGUUGUUGAGAAUUUUGACGUAGAUGUUAUCUUCAUGAUUGGCCGUAUCUAUUUGUGUUCUUUCUUUGAAGCCUUUUGAAAAGAGUGCAAAAUUUGAACCAAAAAAAUCUACCGUAUUUCAAGCCUCAUCGCAAAAUUAUUUUCGACCGUUUUAAAACCAAAGUAUCGAUUGUCAAAAGUAAAACAAAUUAUCAGUGAACGAUAGCAACCGAAAAAUAAGCGUUAUGUUUUAGUUUUACUAUACCUUAACUUAACUCCAAGCAUUUAAUCGUUGAUAUUCACCGCAUUGUAGAAUGAACGCAUGAAUCUUAAACAAAAUCAUACACACAUACACUAUGAGUGUCUGUCAAGGUUGCCUCCGCAUUUGCUAAAAGCAUGUUAUAGGCACCGAUAAAACCGUAAUGAGAAAGGUAGUUUUAUGCUCUUUCAUCAUCAGCUCGCGUUUUUUUUUCUUGUGAAGGUUAUGUUUUUUAGAUAACAAAGAUUUUUCAGAUAUCCAUUCAAACAGAACAGAACUUCAUAUAUAUCCAAGCAGAUUUACGAUCCUAGUUUUUGAGUAUGAAUGCUUUCAAAUUUGAGGUUUUUUUAUUCACUGUCAAAACCUCACAAUUUAAGCAAGUUAUGCAACUUUCUCAUCAAGGUCCUUUAAGAGAAUUUUAUCCACUUAAACCGUACUUUUGUCUCAUGAAUCAAUUAGUUUUUAUUAUUCCACAGCGAAUUUAUUUAAAACCUCUUUCGUAAUUAACGGCAUCUUCGGUUGAGCGAGCUAAUGAUGAAUAUUUUCUGUUCUAUUGUCAUUAAUGUAAGGCAGGAAAAUGCAGAGCAAGUUCACAUCGUAGAAGUUAACAGUUGCUGCGCAAAACUGGCUUUAAACUUUGGAGAAAACAAAAA
This is a messenger RNA of Uranotaenia lowii, 5773 nucleotides long. RefSeq lists its product as uncharacterized. The record is from RefSeq and is a predicted model, not a curated record. Gene Ontology annotation, cellular component: cytoplasm; membrane. Gene Ontology annotation, biological process: protein folding in endoplasmic reticulum. The transcript has 4 exons. NCBI's taxonomy places the organism in Eukaryota, Metazoa, Arthropoda, Insecta, Diptera, Culicidae. The coding region runs from base 428 to 4495 and encodes 1355 amino acids.